Messenger RNA from Cyprinus carpio (common carp), 4546 nucleotides. RefSeq names its product N-acetylneuraminate (7)9-O-acetyltransferase. NCBI's taxonomy places the organism in Eukaryota, Metazoa, Chordata, Actinopteri, Cypriniformes, Cyprinidae. Gene Ontology annotation, molecular function: N-acetylneuraminate 9-O-acetyltransferase activity. The record is from RefSeq and is a predicted model, not a curated record. Gene Ontology annotation, cellular component: Golgi membrane.
GGUGGUGGUUAACACUGGUUUGUUCGCAUAGUAUCUAAAGAAUUGCCCUCGGAAUAUUUCUUUUAAUUGACAAGUGAUUUCUCACACCCUCACAAACUGUUUAAAACUGCUCAUCUUACACAACACAAUUUUUAGUCCCAACCAAAACAACUUGUUAUGCAAGAUAACAAGUGAACUCUAGCACUGAUUUGUUGAGGAACGCAUGUCUAAUUCAGAAAAGCAUUUAACGACUGUGUGUCUUGAUCAAACAAAUGAUACUGGUUGUGGCGGUUCAAGAAAUAGAGGGAAUAACUUAAAACGUUUAACAUUAACAAGGUUUGGUUUCUUCCAGUUUUACAAUUGGGCAGGACACUAUAAAGAAAAAAAAAGAACGAAACUUGGCGAGAUUUCUUUAAAGCGUUGGAAGGCAGAAGAAAGCAAUCAGGGUAAAGUUAAACCUGAUGUAGAUAUGAUAGUUGAGGCAACCGCAGCAGAAGGAGUGCAAUCGGACUCCAACAAACCUGCUCUGCUCGCGACAACAGAAGCUGAGGCGCACGCGGGAAGCGAGCACGCGCCGCUCGGCUCGGACUCCGUCAGCUUCGCCGCAGCUCGUCUGUCUGCUUGUUGUCAUGGAGGAGCCAAGAUGGCGGUCCUGGCCUAUAGCCUAGGCAAACGGGAAAUAAAUCAAUAUUUCAGCAUCAAAAAUGCAAAACUGCUGUCUGUCGCCGCCGUCGUCCUUCUCACUGUGUUUCACACGGCUUCUCGACAUUAUGGAGGCAGUGACACAUGUGACUGGCUUUUAUCCAGUGGGCGUUUUUUAGGGGACAAUGUAUGGCAGCCCUAUGGCUGCAUGCUACACAAGUACAAAAACACUGAAGCAAAGUUUUGCCUCAGAGAGAAGAGAAUAGCAUUUGUAGGAGACUCUAGAAUACGUCAGCUCUUCUAUUCUUUCAUCAGAAUGAUGAACCCUGAGGUGAAAGAAGUUGGGAACAAGCAUGAAAACAUCCCUUUUGUAGAUGGUGAUUCCACUGUCGACUUCCUGUGGUAUGCUGAAGUGAACAAUUCCUUGAAGGAACAGUUGAUGUUAUGGACAGAGGGAUCUGCUUCCAAACCACAUGUCAUCAUCAUCGGUGCUGCUACGUGGUCCAUUAAGUUGCACAACGGCAAGAGUGAGGCACUCUUUCAGUACAAAGCCAACCUCACGGCUAUAUCAGACACGCUGGAAAAACUAGCAGAGCACAGUGAAGUCUAUUGGGUUCUGCAAGAUCCUGUUUAUGAAGACGUGCUAAGUGACAGUCGAAAGAUGAUCACAAAUGAGCAGAUAAAUCUGUACAACGAGGCAGCUGUUAGCACUCUGAAUACCAGCAAAAAGAAGGUCAGGUUCUUAGAGGCCUCUCGACAAGCUGCUAUGGAGACCAUUUCCCAGUCGGUGGAUGGCUUGCACCUUCCUGAGAGCACAAGAGAUGUUGGCGCCACGGUUCUGAUGAACUCCAUGUGCAACAAGAUCCUGAAGCCCAUUGACGGCUCUUGCUGUCAGAGCGCUCCUCCCCUAAGCGUCCUUCAGAAGAUAGCUGCUGGUCUCUUUCUGCUGUCCAUCAUCAUCUUCCUCAUCCUGGGCUAUAGUAGACAUCAUAAGAGCAGACACCUUCCUGAUGUGGAGAGCGGAGAGGAGAAGAAACCCCCUGUUGUUGUGGGUCAACUGAACCCAAAGGGACCUUUAAUGGCCAUCUGCAAAAUGAGCCUUAUCAUGUUAUACUUCUACCUGUGUGACAGGGCAGACAUUUUUAUGAAGGAACAGAAAUUCUAUACACAUUCUACCUUUUUCAUCCCUCUCAUCUACAUCUUCGUUCUGGGCAUCUUCUACAGUGAGAACAGCAAAGAGACGAAACUCCUGAACAGAGAACAAACGGAUGAAUGGAAGGGUUGGAUGCAGCUGGUUAUCCUUAUUUACCACUUUUCUGGAGCUAGCACUUUUAUACCUGUGUACAUGCAUGUCCGUGUCCUGGUAGCUGCGUAUCUCUUCCAAACAGGAUAUGGACACUUCUCGUUCUUCUGGCUGAAGGGAGACUUUGGAAUUUACAGAGUGUGCCAGGUUGUGUUCAGGCUUAACUUCCUUGUGGUGGUGCUGUGUCUGGUUAUGGACCGGCCUUAUCAGUUUUAUUACUUUGUGCCUCUUGUCACCUUUUGGUUUGCAGUUAUUUAUGCUACAAUGGCAUUGUGGCCACAGAUUCUUCAGAAGCAAGCCAAUGGUAGUGCAUUCUGGAAUCUGGCACUAUUGUUGAAACUUCUGGGUUUGCUUCUUUUCAUCUGCUUCUUUGCAUACUCACAGGAACUAUUUGAGGCUGUUUUUUCUUUGUGGCCGGUUUCAAAGCUCUUUGAACUGCAAGGUAGCAUCCAUGAGUGGUGGUUCAGGUGGAAACUAGAUCGAUUUGCCGUGAUCAAUGGGAUGCUCUUUGCCUUCAUAUACCUGGUGCUGCAGAAAUGUCAGCUUCUGUCUGAAAGCAAAGGAGAGCCUCUCUUCUCCAACAAGAUUUCCAACUGUCUGCUCUUCGUCUCUGUGGUGUCUUUUAUGACGUACUCCAUUUGGGCCAGUGGGUGCAAAAACAAGUCUGAGUGUAAUGAGAUGCAUCCAUACAUUUCAGUUGUCCAGAUUCUGGCUUUCAUUUUGAUCAGGAAUAUUCCUGGUUAUGCUCGCUCAUUGUACAGCUCGUUCUUUGCAUGGUUUGGAAAGAUCUCCCUAGAGCUCUUCAUAUGCCAGUAUCAUAUUUGGCUGGCAGCGGACACCAAGGGCAUCCUGGUCCUCAUUCCUGGAAACCCCACUUUAAACAUUAUCGUCAGCACAUUCAUCUUUGUCUGUGUAGCUCAUGAGAUUUCCCAGAUCACCAAUGACUUGGCCCAGGUGGCCAUUCCUAAAGAGAGCGGGCCUCUACUGAAGAGACUGCUGGGGGCAGGAGUCUUUCUAGUUCUGGUACUGAUACUGUCCCAAAAUGAAUAAUCCAGGGCAAUCAGAGACAGUAGCACACCUCGUCCGCUAAGGAUCCUAAUGGAGCUGUCUGUAUAAAAUAAAGGAACUUGACCAGCCUAGAACAUUUUUUCCUAGGAGUUGAUCCAGGGAAUUCUUACGGCAUGGGUCUGUAUACAAAACUCAAGCUGGAACUGAAGCCAAGGACCUUUGAGCAGAAGCGAUUCAGAUGAUUAAACACAGAUUCUUAAAGCAGGAUUUUUGCAGUUGAGAAAUAACACAUACUGUGCAGAUAACAACUACACCUGUGCUCUGUCCUCUCUCAUAGCUCUGAGAUGUGUUUUAUGGACAGUAUUUAAUAAUUUAUGUUUAUAUUUUAUACAGGGGUAUGUGUUUGUGUGUCCUAAUUGUCUCCCAGUUUUUAGUUUUAGUACACAACGCCCAUGACUGCAAAAUGUAAAGGAGUAAUACAUUCCUGCCUCUCACCUUGUAAAUCUGACAGAACUAUAUAGGCUUGUGCACCAAAUGUUUCCAUAAAAAAACAUAAUUACAUCUCAAACCGGUUCUGCAAGCACCCCUAGCACCUCACAUUUUGUCUCCCUAUAUCUGACACACCCAUUUCAGGUCUUGCGGACUCUACUAAUGAACUGAUGAGUUGAAUCAGGUGCGAUAGAUAAGGGAGACACAGAAAAUGUGCAGUGCUGGGGGUGCUCGCAGGACCAGUUUGAAAACCACUGCUUUAGCUGAACAACCUCUUGUGAAAAUGAAUCCUUUGGAUUAUCGAAAGGUAAACAUCCAUUUAUGUGCCCUCAUAAAGAACAAACGAUGGCCAUGAAUUUGUUCGCACUACUAAUGGAAUCCAUAAGCAUGCGCUGCUUCCAUCAGAAUGUUUUCCAGAAGUCAAUUGCUUGCUCAGUUAAUUUUGGGUGGAUGCUUGAGGAACCGCUUUUGAUGUGAAAAGUGAACUUGGAACUAUCAAGACAAAAUCAUAACACAAUAUGGUUUACCCUCUAUCGAUUGCACUGAGUGGGGUGUCCUCCCUGCAGACUUUGAGUCGUUUGAGCCAGUUGUCAUUCAGGUUUUUUUUACCACAUGGGUUUACUCAGUUCACAAGAAUACAGUUUAAUGUUAGUGCCAGCUUUGUCUAUGAUCAGUGACCUCAUUAUUUAUUGUUAAAUAUACGUCUCCAUAUCCUCUCUAACCGCUUGAAAUUGAAGCCUGACGUUUAUGUUCAACUUGAUGUAUUUCUUUUAAUAUAUUACAUGUAAAAAGAGUUACAUUUAAUUGUCAGUUUACUGAUAAUGCUGUAAAUAGAUCCUUCUUUAUGUGCCAUUGAGAGACAAAUGCAUAUUGUUUUAAUAGUGGUACUCCAUUAUAGUUAGACAUUUUGGCUGCAAAGAUACAUUUACAAUGAAACACAAUCACAUUUUUAUGUCUACUUUUCAUAGCAGUUAAAUAUAUGUGAAAUUUAAAAGCAACUGCAAGGUAUAUUCAUACUUUCUUUCCAUCAGUGAAAUGCUUUUUUUUUUUUUUUUAAUAAGCAAAGCAAAAUUUGUACAGUUUGCCAUCAACUAGCACAUCCAUUCAACUGUUUUUUUUUUUUUU